CGAUGCGUCCAGUGUUUUUAGCUGCUUCCCGAUCUUCGCACGGGCGCGACCUGCCGGGGAAGAAGGAGAAUCAGCUCUGCGAUUUUGGCGAGAGCGGCAUCGAUGGGCAACUCGCAAUCGCAGUCGCCGCCCGCCCAUCCUCGCUUCGCUUCCGCCUCCAGAGCUUUCGCUCAGAAGGAAUUGGAAGAUCUCCGAUCGCUGUUCUUCUCUCUGGCCGCCCAGUCCCAGCCCAAUGGCCGUCACGUCUCCCUCCCUGUUUUCCAGGCGUACUUCCGGGUCCGUGGCCCUCUGGGCGAGAGGCUGUUCGAUUUGAUUACCCAGAAGAGGAAAGACGGGAAGCUUAACUUUGAAGACCUCGUCAUCGCCAAGGCUACUUAUGAAAAGGGGACCAGAGAUGAGAUCGAGGAUUUCAUCUAUCAGUUACUGGAUGUGGGUGAUGAUGGAAAUGUGACGAGGUCUGAUCUGGAAUCUGUUAUGAUCACAGUGUUUGACAGUGUAUUUAGUCCCAAGAGGGUUCAAACUGCAGGGAGUCCAAAACAAGAGGAUCUUCACAUUUUUCUCGAUUCUACAAAUUUCUCAGAGACUGUGCAAGGACAUGGUGACCGACGUAUGUCAUUAGAGGAUUUAAGAAGAUGGUUUGCACUUGUGCCGUCAGUUAGGAAGUUCCUUGGAAGCUUGUUGGUGCCUGCCGAUUCAGGAAGACCGGGUUCUCAAGUUCCUCGUCUAUCAUGUUGGAAUAACGUUGAUUCUGGUGAGAUCAUUUUAAACGAAGAGUAUGCUUGGCAUAUAGGAGGUGUUCUCUCAGAAGGAGAGCUCGAGCAUUGGAAGCUUUUGUACCACAGUUCUCUCAGUGGCCUCAGUUUCAGCACAUUUUUGGGGAGCAUCAACAACAGUGAAGGGCCAACCAUCUUGAUAAUUAAGGACAGAGAAGGCCACAUAUAUGGAGGCUACGCUUCUCAGCCUUGGGAGAGGCACAGUGAAUUCUAUGGAGAUAUGAAGUCUUUCCUUUUCCAGCUUUAUCCUCACGCAUCCAUAUAUAGACCUACUGGAGCAAACAGAAAUGUACAAUGGUGUGCAGUAAACUUCACAUCGGAGGAAAUCCCAAAUGGGAUAGGUUUUGGAGGGCGAGUGAAUCACUUUGGCCUCUUCAUUUCAGCAAGCUUCGACCAGGGGCAGACGUUUGCAUGCACAACGUUCGGUAGCCCCUGCCUUUCAACGGCCAGCCGAAUUCUCCCAGAGGUGAUUGAGUGUUGGGGAGUUGUCCAAAAGAAGCAACUAGAAAAGCAGGAUGCUGUAAAAGGGACCAUUCUGGAGAGGUUCAAGGAGGAUCGCCAUAUGCUUAACAUGGUUGGUCUCGCUAAUUCUAGUGAGUAAUGAGAAGGCUCAAGGUACAUGUGUGUACUGUCUGCUUCUCCUGUUAUCGCUGUUUAUACUUCCUUUCCUAUACGGGCUAAAAACUUCACCAUGAAGAUGCUAUGGCCACUAAUUUUCAUCCAGCUUUUGAAAGCGCAUCUUUGGCAUCGCCAGAAUGGACUUCUUCAUUCUAGGCUCGCUAUGCUAAUUCAGAUAUUGCAGGGUUGUAGAAAAAAAAUUUCACUCAUCAAGGUCGUUGAGGGGUUGAACUAACCUAUAAAAGAACAUUGCUAAAAUAGAUUUAGUCUUAUAAAAA
Molecule: messenger RNA, 1669 nt
Organism: Eucalyptus grandis
Lineage: Eukaryota; Viridiplantae; Streptophyta; Magnoliopsida; Myrtales; Myrtaceae
Product: MTOR-associated protein MEAK7
Exons: 8
Coding region: 103-1374 (423 amino acids)
Source: RefSeq, a predicted model, not a curated record